AUGCACCUCGAAGAGAGUCUUUCAGCCUCGAAAAAGGAGCUGAAGAGCGCAUUGGACCGUGUUCAAAUAGCCGAAGAGAUCUACAAGGCCAAUUUGGAGACAAUCACACAGCUCGAAUGCUCGAGCGCUGGCACGCAACAGGAGGGACCAUUCUCGAGCGAGCUGGAGCGUGUGCAGAGACUAUGCGCCGAUUUCCAAGAGCAGUGUCUAUGGCGGUCUGUGGAGAACAUGGAGCUCGAAGCUCAGCUGGCUGCGUCCCAAGUCGAGGCGGCUUCAUGGCGUGACAAGCACACGGAGCAAGUGAUGCAACUCGAGGAGCUGGAGAAGCAGAACCGAACACUGCGAACGCACAAGAAGAUGCUGGUGCAAGAGGUCAAGCGUUUGCAGCCAUACUCUCAAGUGAAUCUUGCAGCGCUAGUGCAGGAAGCACAAGAAGCGCGGAUGGUACAACGCAGUUUGCAGGCAAAACUGGACUCGCACAACGCAGCAUCCGACGAGGAGCCAUGA
This is a messenger RNA of Phytophthora infestans T30-4, 507 nucleotides long. RefSeq lists its product as uncharacterized. The coding region runs from base 1 to 507 and encodes 168 amino acids. The transcript is spliced from 3 exons. Lineage: Eukaryota; Oomycota; Peronosporomycetes; Peronosporales; Peronosporaceae. The record is from RefSeq and is a predicted model, not a curated record.